GCGAAUAAGUGAUAGAAUGUCGGGGGACAGAGAGGGAACACCGCAGAGAGAAUGGAAGGGGGAAUCGAAUUAUUUUCUCUGUCGCUCCUCCCUUUUGUCGUUACAAGUCCCGCCUAUCGAUCCGCGGAGGGAGUGGCCUAUCCCCCCCUGUCCCCCGUCUGCCGCUCAGUCCGGUCUCAGUCGCACCUUGGUAGCCGGGUCCGAAGAACCUCCCGAGAACGUUCUCGCGCCCGCGAAGUGCUGUGAUAGUGAGAUCAAAGUGCUCCUUAUUUUGACAUUUCCAAACAGAAUAGGGUUCCAAAAAGACAUUCAUUGCGGUUCAAAAUGUCUGUGUUAAUUGUGACGUCGUAUACGAAUGAACUUUAUUUGAGAAACAAUCAAUAAACUUGUGUUACAAUAUAAAUUUACAUUAAGAAUAUAUUUGAAGCGUAUGCGAUUUCACCUACAAGUGAUACACCGAGUAAACAUAUCCGUCAGGAAGAUAGAUGCUGAGCAGGCGGCGGCCAGUCUAGGUAGCGCAUCCCAUGCUGGAGGCACCAGCUAGCAUGACCGUCCUCAAGUUGCAACGACUGCCUUCGCUUCCCCGGCCGAGCAAGAUGGACUCCGAGCAGGAGAGUCCUCGCAAGACAUCGACCCCCAGCCGUCAAUCGGACUCCCCUCGGGGCAACGGAAUCAGCUUCAGCGUGGCGGCUCUACUCGCGGACACGCGGCCUAGGCGGUCGCCCACGCCGGUAGAGAGCGGCCCCUCGCCCGUCCUCGCCUCCUCGGAGGAUCAGGAGGACGAGGAUCUGGACCUGGAGAGUGGAAUGGAGGACGAAGGGAGUAUCGUGGACGUGGAGGUGUGCCGAGAGGGCGAGAGCCCCAGGACACCGCCGACUAGCGUCAGCUCUUUCCUUCAACAGCAUCAAGCACAAGUCGCCCGCCUCAUGCUGCCCGUAGCUCCUGUCAGACCUACCCCCUUCAGUGCCCUCGCCGCUGCUGCCGCUGCCUACUCCGCGGGUCUUCAGCAGCCUCACCCCCAGGGCUGGGGUGUCCACGGCCACUAUCCCGGUCCUCCCGUCUUCCCAUCGUUCGGUGGCGGCCUAUCGGGAUCACCAGAUUCGAACAAUGGUGAGCCGCCCAAGUUGAAAUGCAACCUCAGGAAGCACAAACCCAACCGCAAGCCCAGGACGCCCUUCACCACUCAGCAGUUGCUGAGUCUAGAGAAGAAAUUCCGAGAAAAGCAGUAUCUCAGUAUUGCUGAACGAGCCGAAUUCAGUAACUCCUUACACCUUACGGAGACUCAGGUAAAAAUCUGGUUCCAAAACAGACGAGCGAAAGCAAAGCGGCUGCAAGAGGCAGAACUGGAGAAGCUGAGGAUGGCAGCAGCAGUAGCCGCGAAACCCCACCACCCCUUAUACGGGCCACCACCCCACCUGCAAUACUUCCAGCACCACCCGGCAGAGGCGCUGCUGCACCACCCUAUGGCGUUGCUGAGGCACCCCAUGGCACACCUCAUGGGCCCCAUGCCACCUCACCAUCAGUCGCAGUCGUCCCCAGGACCGGCCGCCGCUGCGGGGGCUGCCACACCGCCUUCCGGCCUCUCGUAACGUGCGCCGCCCCCAGGGCAUCCCAAGACCUCAGUAUAUAUACUUCAGUCAUCCUAACUGUGGGCAUCCCUAAUCCUGCAAAGCACGGAUAGCAGAUCCAGGACACUCCUGGCUGUUUUAACACUCUUUAAACUUGAUGAUGAUGAGUUCGUUUUUAACAGAGUGCAUUUGACUUAAUUGAAGAAUGUGAAAAAAGUGAAAACAUUCAGCUAUAAGUCUAUAAGUUACUGAUAUUAUACUACUGUCACCACGCCACACUCUGACUAACCAAAGAAGACGGCUAGAUUCUGCAAGAACUGUGUCGCGAAUGGAGUCACAUAAACCUCUAGACGUCUUUGCAACUUUGAACAGAUUGUUAGUUUUCUGAAAUAUUUUACUCAGUACAAACAUUAAUCGAAACUUUCUUCUACUGUAUCUGAAGUUUCAAUUUAUUUACUGAAAUAAUUAAAAUUAACCUAUUGUAAAAGUUGAGAUACAUUUGUUCCCAUAUCGAUCUUACGUUGUGAAACCAAAUAUGAACUCUGAUUGACAUUUAAAAGCUACAUUAACCAUUACUUUAUUUUACUAUUGCCCUAAGAAAAAUUUAAAAAAAGUGACAGUGAAAAAUACUAAGUAAAAGUGAGAUUGACAACUCUUAAACCAAAAACGUUUGACUAAACAAGAAACUUAUGUAUGAGUGAGUACAUUAUCUGUGUUAUAUAUCUGUAAAUAGAAAUUCGUUGUAUGCUUUCGUUUUUGUACAUAAUUUUCGAUUAAAUUAAAGUGAUAAGCAGUGUCGUACCUAAGUAUUUUGUUAUGUGUACAAUUAUAUGUUAUUUUACGUUAUUUAGUAGAGACCUUUACGCGUAGUUGGCCUAAGGAUUUAUUUAUCCACUUAUUUUAUUUCAGACUACACAACUUGUCUUCUCCGCCCUAAAUACUGUGAUUUACAGAAACGUUAUUACUCAAUUUAUUUAUUUAUAUUAUUUUAACGGCAAUUAAAUAUAAACUAGGUAAUAAAAGUUUGAGAUGCAUUUAAUUAGUGAUAUUUUUAAAACACGUGAAAUAAUACAAAGCGUUGCAGAUUGAAUCUGCGUCUGUAGGCUGAAGUACGUUGUAAUCACUGGCAAUAGGUAUUGCAGUCACUAUGUUGCAGCACCGUAUUACAGUCCUACAUUGUAAUUACUAUCACGAUCCAUUGUGUCGAUCGUUUACAACAUUCAUUACCGUUGUAAAAAUGCAAUGUUUUAUAAUGCGUAAAGAGCAAUGACAAAGUCUUUGUGUCGGGGCAUGGGCGUUUAUAGCAACUCGACUCCAUGUCGUGCCGCUCGCUGUAGAACUACACAGUAGUGUUUGUACGAGCGGCAGAUAAUGGCUCCAAUUUAACCGGAAUUGCUUCGUUUACAACUUUCAAUCUUUGAAAACAUCAAACGUGAAUGUUCGAAAUCGAUUAUAUCCGAUACCGAAGUUAUAAACCGAUAACACUGCAGUAGAAGCUUGUUCGGAAGAACAAUACAUUUUGUAUCUAUAGGCGCUUAUCCAAUUUUGUUCCUCAUAUAACAUUUUUGGGAAAUUAAAUUUAACAAUUAAGCACAGGUUAUAAUUCAAAAUUGAGUACCUUAAAGAGUACUUGUUUUGCUUCGGGAAGUAAAUUGUGAACGAACCAGGAAUUCUGGAUUAAAAUUAUUUACAUUUGAAUUAUAAAAAAGGUUAUAACGCCCUCAAACUUUUAUUGCAAACAUUUUAGUAGUACCCAACAACAAUUGUUUGACUUUUGAUCAAGUAUUUGGCCAGACCGGCCAUUCCUAUUAAUAAUUUUGUUACCGAUUAGCUUUAUUUAUUUAGAGACUAUUGUAAAUGUAAGGACUCUUAUGUAUUUUAAUGUAAGUAUUGUAAAAAUUAUUCGUAUUAUGUGAACAUAGUUUUUGCGUAUUUUCGUCAGUAAAUAGAAGCGUUGCAUAUGUUGUUUCAGGAAGGUUUUGUUAAGAAAGAGUAAUACUAUUGUCUGAUAGUACUGUAUUGGACUCUGCCAGAAUCUAACCAGUGAAGUUAGUAUACCUAUAGGAAGUGCUAGACUUGUGCCAUUUUCUAUUGUAAAAACUGUAUAUUACGCCUUCUGUAGACUAUGUAGAUCUGAAAAUAGAUUUAUAUUCUUCGACUGUAAAUAAACCCGAAUAAAUUUAUUGUGAAUCUUC
Messenger RNA from Homalodisca vitripennis (glassy-winged sharpshooter), 3763 nucleotides. RefSeq names its product muscle segmentation homeobox (gene Dr). The transcript is spliced from 3 exons. Gene Ontology annotation, cellular component: nucleus. The record is from RefSeq and is a predicted model, not a curated record. The coding region runs from base 525 to 1589 and encodes 354 amino acids. NCBI's taxonomy places the organism in Eukaryota, Metazoa, Arthropoda, Insecta, Hemiptera, Cicadellidae. Gene Ontology annotation, biological process: embryonic morphogenesis; regulation of transcription by RNA polymerase II. Gene Ontology annotation, molecular function: RNA polymerase II transcription regulatory region sequence-specific DNA binding; DNA-binding transcription factor activity, RNA polymerase II-specific.